This is a messenger RNA of Bursaphelenchus xylophilus (pine wood nematode), 793 nucleotides long. NCBI's taxonomy places the organism in Eukaryota, Metazoa, Nematoda, Chromadorea, Rhabditida, Aphelenchoididae. The record is from the annotation of a GenBank genome assembly.
AUGGUCGACUUUGCUCCUUUCGGUGGCAUUCAUUCAUUCGUUGGAUUCUCCGGCGCGGUGGACGGUCGACCUUUCGUCGUUUUCAAAAGCAUGGUCUUUCAACUGUCGAACAUGCGUCUCUUGUUGCUGCUUGUUGCAUUGCUCGUCGUGAUUAGUGCGGUUGAAGGUAAGUCAUUCAAAAUGGGAAGUACGUGCAGUGCGACACUCGGAUUCUCUUUUUAUUUCGCACACAGUUUGGGUAUAGGCCACACAUCAAUUGCUGUAAAUUUUAGUUCGCGCUUUGCAGGGGAAGCCGAGAUUGUCGGCGAUCUUUGCCGCCGAGAGAGUACACUAAACGUGGAGAGCGGUCUGGGAAAAAACACUUUUUUGGCAAUAUCUUGGCCAGUUUCGCAUGGAAAAGUUUUUUUUUGUGGAAACAUUUUCCUAUACGGUAGAAAUCAGCAUAAAACUUUUGCUCCCAAAAUUCGCAAAAUGGGUCGACAUUUUUUUACACUAAAAAGGUAGUUUCUGCAAAGUGCGAGAUAGAAGCCUUGCAUAUGUCUUUGAGAAAGUUAUUCUAAAGCUGUGCCAAGUUUCAUCAAAUUCUGAGCGUCGCACUCAAGUUCUUCCCCUGUCAGUAAAAGCGUUUUUAAUAUUAUAUUUUUAUUUUCACUUUCAGCUGGAGGUUGGUGCUGGGGUAGAAAAGAUUGUGAGAAGGGCGAAAGAUGUACUCUGUUCUUUGUAAGUGUUAAAAAACAGGUGGCGGAGAAAUGACAAAAAAUAAUUUCAGCGAUGUACACCAAUUUACGCGUAA